Molecule: messenger RNA, 2678 nt
Organism: Metopolophium dirhodum (rose-grain aphid)
Lineage: Eukaryota; Metazoa; Arthropoda; Insecta; Hemiptera; Aphididae
Exons: 2
Coding region: 165-2528 (787 amino acids)
Source: RefSeq, a predicted model, not a curated record
UAGCCUUUAGCAAAUAAACACACCAGUGUAUUAUAUAAAUUCGAAAAGAUUCUUUAACUUAAAUCAUUCAAUAAGUUUCACUUUGUGCAAUCUGGUUUAUGUGAAUGGUGUUUAAUACAACAAUUAUUUUAAGUUUAUAAGUACAAACAACUUAAAUUAAAAAAAUGCAAACAAUGUUUAAAGUUUGCAAAUUGUAUAUGCUGUUAUGUCUUGGAUUGUCAACAAAUGCCAGUCCAAUAUUAACUGGAUUAAAAACAACUUCAUCUGAUUAUCAACAGAGCGAUUCUUCACACCAUGAAUUCUUCACUCAGUUUCCCCCUAACUCAAAUUUUGGAAAUAUGGAUACAAAAUUCAAUUUACAGUCAGGUACAGCUGUUGACCAAAGCUUGAAAAGUAGUCCAGGUAUUACUACAACAUACAGAGAUCAAAAUGGGAAUCUUGUAACACAGGUAAAAAAAGAAACUUAUAAUAAGGAAAACGGCCAAAGCGCUCAUGCAUUUGAAAUCCAAGAGAGUAAACAACUUCCAAACGGGUAUUCAAAAAGUUUCAAGAAAGAAUACUCGUCAUCUAGCGUAGUAGGAUCUCAACCUAGUACAUUUUUUCAAAAACCAUUAAAUGCAGAAAAAUAUUACAAUAGUGAACAAAUAUCAAACGGGCAAUUUUCCCAAAAUUACCAAGGACAAUCAAUACCUGUUAAUAUAGGAAACAUAGAAGUUCAAUCAAAUUUUAAAUCCACAGUAGAUCAAAGUUUGACAAAUGUACCCGGAGUUACAACAACAUUUAGAGACCAGAAUGGAAACAUUGUUACCCAGGUAAAAAAAGAAAUCGUCACCAAUAAUGAUGGUCAAAAUGGACAUGCUGUGGAAUAUGAAGAAACAAAACAACUUCCAAAUGGAUAUUCAAAAAGUUUCAAAAAAGAAUAUUCAUCGUCUAGCGUAGUAGGAUCUCAACCUACUACAUUUGUUCAAAAACCAUUAAAUGCAGAAAAAUAUUACAAUAGUGAACAAAUAUCAAACAGCCAAUCUAAUUCAUAUGGGCAAUCUUUCCAAAAUUACCAAGGACAAUCAAUACCUGCUAAUAUAGGAAACAUAGGAGUUCAAUCAAAUUUUAAAUCCACAGUAGAUCAAAGUUUGACAAAUGUACCCGGAGUUACAUCAACAUUUAGAGACCAGAAUGGAAACAUUGUUACCCAGGUAAAAAAAGAAAUUGUUACCAAUAAUGAUGGACAAAAUGGUCAUGCUGUGGAAUAUGAAGAAACAAAACAACUUCCAAAUGGGUAUUCAAAAAGUUUCAAAAAAGAAUAUUCAUUGUCUAGCGUAGUAGGAUCUCAACCUACUACAUUUGUUCAAAAACCAUUAAAUGCAGAAAAAUAUUACAAUAGUGAACAAAUAUCAAACAGCCAAUCUAAUUCAUACGGGCAAUCUUUCCAAAAUUACCAAGGACAAUCAAUACCUGCUAAUGGAGGAAACAUAGGAGUUCAAUCAAAUUAUAAAUCUACAGUAGAUCAAAGUUUGACAAAUGUACCCGGAGUUACAUCAACAUUUAGAGACCAGAAUGGAAACAUUGUUACCCAGGUAAAAAAAGAAAUCGUUACCAAUACUGAUGGUCAAAAUGGUCAUGUUGUGGAAUAUGAAGAAACAAAACAACUUCCAAAUGGAUAUUCAAAAAGUUUCAAAAAAGAAUAUUCGUCGUCUAGUGUAGUAGGAUCUCAACCUACUACAUUUGUUCAAAAACCAUUAAAUGCAGAAAAAUAUUACAAUAGUGAACAAAUAUCUAACAGCCAAUCUAAUUCAUAUGGGCAAUCUUUCCAAAAUUACCAAGGACAAUCAAUACCUGCUAAUGGAGGAAACAUAGGAGUUCAAUCAAAUUUUAAAACCACAGUAGAUCAAAGUUUGACAAAUGUGCCCGGAGUUACAUCAACAUUUAGAGACCAGAAUGGAAACAUUGUUACCCAGGUAAAAAAAGAAAUCGUUACCAAUAAUGAUGGUCAAAAUGGACAUAUAACAGAAUUUGAAGAAACUAAACAAUUUCCAAAUGGAUAUUCAAAAAGUUUCAAAAAAGAAUAUUCAUCAUCUAGUGUAAUUAGUGCUCGUCCAACAUUAAUUAAAGAUACUACUACUGAGAAAAAUACUUAUUUACCACAAAAAUUUACACAGGGGGACACAGAAAAAUUCAAUGGUUACAACACAUUUUUUAACAACCAAAAAUAUACAUCGGAGCCAAAUAGCCCAAUUAGUUCUCAAGUAUUUAAUAAUAAAAAACAAACAGAAAGUGGUCAACAAUCAAUAGACUUACACGGUUAUUCAACACCAUCUCGAAUAGGACAACAGUCUGUAGACAUUAGCAACCAAUAUAAACCAAAAAAACCAAGUAGUCAACAAUUUGAAAAAAUUGAGUCAGUUUCAACACAAACCCAAGAGGAAGUUGGUCAACAAUCAGUAGACUUACCUGGAUAUUCAACAACAUCUCAAAUAGGACAACAGUCUGUAGACAUUAGCAACCAAUAUACACCAAAAAAAACCAAGUAGUCAAAAAUUUGAAAAAAUUGAGUCAGUUUCAACACAAACCCAAGAGGAAGUUGGUCAACAAUCAGUAGACUUACAUAGAUAUUCAACACCAUCUCAGAUAGGACAACAGUCUGUAGAUAUUAGCAACCAAUAUACACCAAAAAAACCAAG